This is a messenger RNA of Strongylocentrotus purpuratus (purple sea urchin), 2380 nucleotides long. RefSeq names its product ethanolamine kinase 1. Gene Ontology annotation, cellular component: cytoplasm. Lineage: Eukaryota; Metazoa; Echinodermata; Echinoidea; Camarodonta; Strongylocentrotidae. Gene Ontology annotation, molecular function: ethanolamine kinase activity. The coding region runs from base 166 to 1233 and encodes 355 amino acids. The record is from RefSeq and is a predicted model, not a curated record. Gene Ontology annotation, biological process: phosphatidylethanolamine biosynthetic process. The transcript is spliced from 10 exons.
CGACUGGCUCCCGAAUUCGAAUCGCUCAUUCGCUAGCUCCUCUCGAUCGCUCUCGGCUCAUAUUCAGGUUAUUUUGGGCGUCAUCAUUGGAAGCCAAGGGCCCCAGAUCAAGUGUUAAAUUUCCAAUAGUCAAUAGCCCUUGACGAUCGAUCACCCGGCCGCACGAUGACGAUGAGCGGAGAUUCAGACUUACCUCAUCUUGAUAUGUUUGUAGAUGAGAAGAAUGCUGAGGAGAGUGUUAUAUCUAUAGCCAAGAAAGUCAGACCAGACUGGAAUGAUAAAGACAUCAAGGCUAAGGUAUUCUCAGGAGGCAUUUCCAAUAAGCUCCUUGGAUGCUAUCUACCACCUAACAAGGAUGACGUUCUGCUCUCCCGUAUCUACGGCAAGAAGACGGAGCUCCUGGUGGAUCGUCAGAGGGAGAAGGACACCUUUAAGAUCCUUCAUAAAGCUGGCUGUGGACCCAAGCUCCAUGCCUCCUUCCAGAAUGGUAUAUGCUAUGACUUUGUGCCUGGUGUGACGCUGGAUGAGAAGACUGUGAGAGAGGAGAAGAUAUACAAGUUGGUUGCUCGGGAGUUGGCUGGAAUGCACCUUAUACAGACCGGUGAUGGAACAGCGCCCUCUGCUGAGCUCUUUGAUAAGACGAGAAAUUUUAUCUCGCUCCAUCCGGAUCACUUUGAAGAUCCUAAGAAAGAAGAAAUAUUCAAGACGAGAAUCAUGUCUCGAUCAGAGCUGAACGAUGAAGUAAAGAUGUUAGUGUCUGUACUGACAAGCCUAGAUGCACCCGUAGUCUUCUCACAUAAUGAUUUACUACUAGGAAACAUUAUCUAUAAUGAAGAAAAAAAUAAAGUUUGUUUCAUAGACUAUGAGUAUGCGAUGUACAACUAUCUGCCGUUUGAUAUAGCAAACCAUUUCUGUGAAUUUCCAGGCAUCGAGGAAGUCAACUAUGACCUGUACCCAAGUAAAGAGUUUCAGCUGCAAUGGAUCAAGGAGUACCUGAGCGCUCGCUACUCCCGGCUAGGAGAGAACAAAGUCGUCACCGACAGAGAGGUGGAGAGAAUGUAUGCUGUUGUUAACAAGUUUGCAUUGGCUUCUCAUUUUUUCUGGGGUGUAUGGGCCAUUGUACAGGCAUACCAUUCAACUAUAGACUUCGACUUCUUAGACUAUGCCAUUAUACGACUUGACGAGUACAAGAGACGGAAAACCGAGUUCUUGGCUCUACCCAUUCCAGAAUGAACCAAACCACCAGCUGCCUUGAACCAGACUGAACCAGCUUGAACUGCAUUAAACCAGUUUGAUCCGGUUUUAACGAAUGACUUGGUGAUUGGUGCUUUAUACAUGUACAUGCAUGCACAUUCAAAGUGAAAUUCUUUGAUAAUGAAAAUGCACAAGUGUUAUAUUGAGCUAGAUGCAUUUGUAUGAAUUUUAAUAUGAUAUGAAUAUUCAAUGUUUACUUACUUUACUAUUCACAACCAUUCAUUAAUACUUGCCAGAUCCCAAGGUACUUUCACUAUAAAGUUUAUCCAUAUUAUAAAAUAAAAUUUACAUACUUUAAAUGUGCAUUAUUGACAUUAUGGUACAAUCAUGAUUUUAAGAUCAAUCAAGUACUUUUAUGAGCAAUGUAUUAGCAAUAUUUUUCAUGGUGGAGAAACUGUAGGUUAAAUGUUGUUAGGAUAACAACAUGUAGUUAUAGCACCAAAAAUAGUGACCAGAAUGUGAGUGCUGUCAUGAUUAAAAUUGUGGGCUAGUUUAAUAUUCAGGGUCCUGCCUUACAAAGAGUUGAUAUCAAUCGCAACUUAUUUGCAGUUUAUAUCAAUCGCAGCUAUAUACAUAAGAGAUAGGAGACUGCAAACUCUUGAUUGAUUAGAGGAGUUGCGAUAGAUUUGGAUCAAUCGCAACUCUUUGUAAGACAGGGCCCAGGUGUGCAAUAAAUAGCCCCCUCGGAGCAAUUAUUCAUUCUCUGGAAGACGACGAGAGCAUAUACGGUACUGCUCAAAACGUCAAGAAACUGAGCUCACCAGCCACUUUCAGGGCUCUUAUUCCUUUAAAAGAAUCGCAUACAUGUAGUUUAAUCCUGAACAACUUUACCUAACAUACAAGUACUUCCUUUUCUUCCAAAUUCCAAACAUGAACUAUCAUAGCUACCGCUAUUAAAAGUGUGGAGUAUGUGUAUUUUACAAUUCUAUUUUUUAAAUAUUUUAAAACUAAUGUUGAACUUUACCAUAUGGAACGUUUCCUGUGCAUGAUGUAAUCUACGGUAAUGAAUCCCCAUUAUGUGGUGAAUACAUAUAUAUAUUCAUUAUGUACUACACGUACACAAAACUCAGGGGAAUGGUUAUAUGGUUACUCUGUUCACAUUGAUAUACAUGUAUAUUUCAUAUGU